GGUGCAUUCGCGGAACGGGAGCUCUGUCGAUAAGAUACGUUUGUCGUGAUUCCUUGUUUUGUCCUACUCAACGCGGACCGAUAUCAUCGCCUCACUCAUUUACAUCGUUCGUUUUCUUUCUCUCUACCCCACAUCCUAUCGAUGUCGCGUCUGGGAUGCUUUACGUGCUUCUUUUUGGUGGAACCUGCACGCACUCGUGGAAGUCCGGUUACUUAGGGUUGGGGGAACUAACCCUAGGUCCUUCCCUUCGUUCGUUCCUCUUGUUAACUGGCAUCUAUCGGACUUUUGAUUUGUGGAUAUGUAACAAAUUUAUGCUUCGUGGAGAAUAAAACCGUU
Molecule: messenger RNA, 336 nt
Organism: Cantharellus anzutake
Lineage: Eukaryota; Fungi; Basidiomycota; Agaricomycetes; Cantharellales; Hydnaceae
Exons: 1
Coding region: 156-329 (57 amino acids)
Source: RefSeq, a predicted model, not a curated record